Molecule: messenger RNA, 12368 nt
Organism: Callithrix jacchus (white-tufted-ear marmoset)
Lineage: Eukaryota; Metazoa; Chordata; Mammalia; Primates; Cebidae
Gene: NOA1
Product: nitric oxide associated 1
Molecular function (GO): GTP binding
Source: RefSeq, a predicted model, not a curated record
CGGGAUUAGACAGGAGAAGAACCAAGACACCUCCCAAGUACCCACGCGCUUUAGUCUCGGGUCUCGCGCGCCUCGGGGCCUAGUGAGCGCGCGAGCUUGUGGCUCCGCCCCUUCGCCUGGAGCUACUUCCUCAUGCUGCCUGCGCGCCUAACGUUCAGGCUCUUGAGCCCUUUCCUGCGUGGAUCCGUUCCCACGGCCGCGCUCCAUGGCCUCCCGGAGCCGUUCCUGGGGAGGAGGUGCCCUGCCGCCUCCUCCUUCCGGAGCUCAUCGAGCCUGGGACGCGAGAUUCCUCAUGACCCGGUGAACACGAAGGACUUCGAAGAAAGUGCUGACAUGCAGGAGCAUUUUCUCUUCCCAGAGUACCUCCUCGAGCCGGAGCCGGAACCUACCCCCAAAGAGCAGCUGCGGGAGCUCCAGCAGCAGCAGGAGGAGGAGGAACAACAGAGGCAGCAGCGGCAAGAGGAGCGGCGACAGCAAAACCUACGGGCCAGGUACCGGGAGCCCCGGGUCCUGGGGCACCCGGACCCGGCAGUGCAGCCCAGCGGCGUGAACUGCUCGGGCUGCGGGGCAGAGCUGCACUGCCAGGACCCCGGCAUGCCCGGCUACCUGCCUCACGAGAAGUUUCUCCGCGCGGCGGAGGCAGGCGGCGGGCUGACGCGGACCGUGUGUCAGCGCUGCUGGCUGCUAGUGCACCACCGGCGCGCUCUGCACCUGCAGGUGAGCCGUGGCCAGUACCUGGAGCUGGUGAGCGCGGCUCUGCGGCGGCCGGGGCCCUCCCUAGUGCUCUACAUGGUGGACCUGCUCGACCUGCCCGACGCCCUGCUGCCGGACUUGCCCGCGCUGGUGGGAUCCAAGCAGCUGAUCGUGCUGGGAAACAAAGUGGACCUCCUGCCCCAGGAUACUACUGGCUACAGGAACAGGCUGCGGGAGCGACUCUGGGACGACUGUGCCCGCGCUGGACUGCUGCUGGCCCCUGGCCACCGAGGGCCACAGGACCGGGAGAAUUCGAAUCCGUCAGACUGGUCCCGCACUGUGGUCAGGGACGUGCGGCUGAUCAGCGCCAAGACCGGCUAUGGAGUGGAAGAGUUGAUCUCUGCCCUUCAGAGCUCCUGGCGAUACCGUGGGGACGUCUACUUGGUGGGCGCCACCAACGCUGGCAAAUCCACUCUCUUUAACACACUCCUGGAGUCCGAUUACUGCACCGCCAAGGGCGCCGAGGCCAUCGACAGGGCCACCAUCUCCCCUUGGCCAGGUACUACAUUAAACCUUCUGAAGUUUCCUAUUUGCAACCCAACUCCUUACAGAAUGUUUAAAAGGCAACAAAGACUUAAAAAUGAUUCAACUCAAGCUGAAGACGAUCUUAGUGAGCAAGAACAAAAUCAGCUUAAUUUCCUGAAAAAGCAUGGUUAUGUUGUAGGAAGAGUUGGAAGGACAUUCUUGUAUUCAGAAAAACAGAAGGAUAAAGCUCCCUUGAAGUAUAAAGUUCCGUUUGAGUUUGAUGCUGAUUCACUUGCCUUUGACAUGGAAAAUGAACCUGUAAUGGGUGCACCCAAAUCCACCAAACAAGUACAAUUGACUGCACAAGAUGUAAAAGAUGCCCACUGGCUUUAUGACACCCCUGGAAUUACAAAAGAAAAUUGUAUUUUAAAUCUUCUAACAGACAAAGAAGUAAAUAUUGUUUUGCCAACACAGUCCAUUGUUCCAAGAACCUUUGUGCUUAAACCAGGAAUGGUUCUGUUUUUGGGUGCUAUAGGCCGCAUAGAUUUCUUGCAGGGAAAUCAGUCAGCUUGGUUUACAGUCGUGGCUUCCAACUUCCUCCCUGUGCAUAUCACCUCCUUGGACAGGGCAGAUGCUCUGUAUGAGAAGCAUGCGGGUCAUACGUUACUCCAGGUUCCAAUGGGUGGAAAAGAACGAAUGGCAGGGUUUCCUCCUCUUAUUGCUGAAGACAUUACAUUAAAAGGAGGACUGGGGGAAUCUGAAGCAGUGGCUGACAUCAAGUUUUCCUCUGCAGGUUGGGUUGCAGUAACACCUAACGUUAAGGACAGACUGCAUCUCCGAGCCUAUACACCUGAAGGAACAAUUUUAACCGUCCGGCCUCCUCUCUUGCCAUAUAUCGUUAAUGUCAAAGGAAAGCGCAUCAAGAAAAGUGUGGCCUAUAAAACCAAGAAGCCUCCUUCCCUUGUGUACAACCUGCAGAAGAAGAAAGGACAGAGAGCUGUAUAAGACUGACCUUGUUCACUCCAGAAGUCUUUACUGGCCAGGCGCGAUGGCUCAUGCCUGUAAUCCCAACGCUUCGGGAUGCCAAGGAAGGAGGAUCGCUUGAGCUCAGGAGUUCAAGACCAGACUGGGUAACACAGCAAGACCUAUCUACUAAAAACCAAAAAUAUUAGCCAGGAAUGGUGCUACACACCUGUAGUCUCAGCUACUGGGGGGGCUGAGUCUGGAGGAUCACUUGAGCCCAGGAGAUAGAGGCUGCAGUGAGCUGUGAUUACACUACUGCACUCCAGCCUGGGCAACAGAGCGAGACCCUGUCUAAAAAAAGGAAAAAAGAAAGUCUACACCUUUUGUUAUUCCUAGCUGAGUCAGUAGUACUACAGCUGUGUGUCAUGAAGAACUUGCAAGUCAAGUCCCAGAUCCUAAUGUUGAAAUAAAUGCUGCUGAGAUAAGCUAGGCUGAAAUGCAGUUUAGAGCCAUGAAAUUCCUAAGAGAGAGGGCCCAUGUUCUCUCCUAGCAUUUGGGAGCCCCCCUGUAUUCCACACUCUCCUGCCUUCUCCCACUCCUUACCCCUCUUCUAAAUCCUCUUAGACUAAAUAUAAUGGAGAAUUUUUUUAAGAUGCAACUUGUAAUGUUGUAGACCUUUUAUAGUGUUUCAAAGUGAGUACUAUUGGUAACUUGGGGAAAGUGGUUCUUUAUGUAUAAAACUGCAUUUGAGCCAGGCACGGUGGCUCAUGCCUGUAAUCCCAGCACUUUGGGAGGCCAAGGCAGGCGGAUCACCUGAGGUCAGGAGUUCGAGACCACCCUGGCCAACAUGGUAAAACCCAUCUUUAUUAAAAAUAUAAAAAUCAGCCAGGCAUGGUGGUGGUUGCCUGUAAUCCCAGCUACUCUGGAGACUGGGGCAGGAGAAUCGCUUGAACCUGGGAGGCAGCAGUUGCAGUGUGCCGAGAUAGCACCACUGCACUGCAACCUGGGCAACAGAGCAAGCCUCCAUCCAAAAAAAAAAAAAAAAACCUGCAUUUCAGUAUUUCUGUUAUCUCUCAUCCCAGACACUAAAUGUAGUAGGAAUUCCCUCUGCCGUCAGUCCUGGUGACAACUGGAAAGUGCCCCAACAUUUCCGUAUUACCUCUAGAGGGCGGCAGCUUCCCAAGUGGAGAAAAUUGGCAGUUGAUUUCUAGUUUUUUAUUUUGGAGGGAAUGAAAUACCAUUAAUUUUAUAAGUUAAAAUUGUGGUCAUUAUAUUUCUACCUAUGGUUGAACACAGGAGUAUUUCAAUACAAAAAUUAGCCAGGCAUGGUGGCAGGCACCUAUAGUCCCAGCUACUCAGGAGACUGAGGCAGGAGGAUCACUUGAACCCUGGAGGCGGAGGUUGCAGUAAGCCAAAAUCAUGCCAUUGCACUCCAGCCUGGGCAACAGAGUGAGACUCCAUCUCAAAAAAAAAAAAAAGAAAAGAAGGGCCGGGUGCAGUGGCUCAAGCCUGUAAUCCCAGCACUUUGGGAGGCCGAGGCUGGUGGAUCACGAGGUCAAAAGAUCGAGACCAUCCUGGUCAACAUGGUGAAACCCCGUCUCUACUAAAAAUACAAAAAACUAGCUGGGCAUGGUGGCGCAUGCCUGUAAUCCCAGCUACUCAGGAGUCUGAGGCAGGAGAAUUGCCUGAACCCAGGAGGCGGAGGUUGCUGUGAGCCGAGAUUGCGCCAUUGCACUCCAGCCUGGGUAACAAGAGCGAAAUUUCAUCUCAAAAACAAAGGAAAAGAAAAGAAAAUGUAUUUCAAGCCAGGCUCAGUGGCUCAUGCCUAUAAUCCCAGCACUUUGGGAGGCUGAGGCGGGUGGAUCGCCUGAGGUCAGGAGUUCGAGACCAGCCUGGCCAACAUUGUGAAACCCCAUCUCUACCAAAAAUACAAAAAAUUGGCUGGAUGUGGUGGUGUGCGCCUGUAAUUUCAACUACUAGGGAGAUUGAGGCAGGAGAAUCACUUAUACCUGGGAAGUGGAGAUUGCAGUGAGCCAAGAGUGUGCCAUUGCACUCCAGCCUGGACAACAAGAGCAAAACUCCAUCUCAAAAAAGAAAAAAUUUCAGAAAACAGGGCUCACACCUGUAAUCCCAACACUUUGGGAGGCCAAGGCAGGAGGAUCCCUUGAAGACCAGCCCUGACAACAUAGUUAAGACCUGUGUCUACAAAAAUGUUUUUUAAUUUUAGCUGGGUAUGAUGGCACACACCUGUAGUCUCAGCUAUUCAGGAGGCUGAGGUGAGAAGAUCCCUUGAGCCUGGGAGGUUAAGGCUGCAGUAAGCCAUGAUUCCAACACUGCACUCCAGCCUGGGCAACAGAGCAAGACUCCAUCUCCAAAAAAAAAAAAAAAAGGCAGGAAAGAAAGCCAGCAAAGGGUGAGAAAGAUGCUCUAUGCCUAGAAUUGGUUGAGGACUUCUACUGGGAUCUGGUAUUAAUUUGUUCCAUAGUAUACCUCUAAUCUAAUGCAGCUUAGGAUCGCUACUAGGAUCAAGUGCUUCCUUGUAGAUUUUGCUUUAAGAAAGUUCCAUUACUAUAUUGGUCUCUGAGAUGUAGUCACUUUACACACACAGUUGUGCAUUGCUCAGCAACAGGGAUGUAUUCUAAGAAAUGCAUCGUUAGGCAAUUUCAUCUUUGUGCAAACAUAAAGUGUACUUACACAAACCUAGAUGGUAUAGCCUACUCCACACCUAGGCUGUAUGGUAUAGCCUAUGGCUCCUAGGCUAUAAACCUGUACAACAUGUUGCUGUACUGAAUCCUAUAGGCAAUUGUAACACAAAUCAUUAGGGGAUAGGUAUUUUCCAACUCCAUUAUAAUUUUACCAGACUAUGGUUGUAUAUGUGGCCCCUUGCUGACCAAGAAGUCAUUAUGUGGUACAUGACUGUACUUCUUUAUCCAUUAAUCUGAAUAUAGGGACAUCUCUUGAAUUAGUAGUCACUUACACUGUGACAGGCUGCAGGAAUUAGUGGGCUCUUCUGGCCAGGAACAGAGGAGAUGAUGGCAAAGUACCAGGACAGCCUCCUCACUUCCACAAAUCAGAGGUGGUUAGGGGUGGCUAGAAAACAAUGAAGCAGUGGCCGGGCGCAGUUGCUUACUGCACUUUGGGAGGCUGAGGGGGUUAGAUCACAAAGUCAGGAGAUCGAGACCAUCCUGGCUAACACUGUGAAACCCCAUCUCUACUAAAAAUACAAAAAAUUAGCCAGGUGUGGUGGUGCGUGCCUGUAGUCCCAACUACUUGGGAGGCUGAGGCAUGAGAAUCACUUGAACCUGGGAGGUAGAGGCUUCAAUGAGCAGAGAUCACACCACUGCACUCCAGCCUGGGCCACAGAGCAAGACUCCAUCUCAAAAAAAAAAGAAAAGAAAACAAUGAAGCAAGUUUAUUCUAGAUUGUUUACCUGGCUCUGCAGCCCAGUGUUGAGCAUGUCAUCUCUUUUGUAUUCAUGACUCCCAAAAGAAGUCAAGUAAGUUCCACCAAAGUACUUUUUGACUCUUUUGUGAUGUUAGGUUCAAAGUUUUAUUUUAAAUAGUUACACUGGCUGGGCACGGUGGCUCACGCCUGUAAUCCCAGCACUUUGGGAGGCCAAGGUGGGCGGAUCACAAGGUCAAGAGAUGGAGACCAUCCAGGCCAACAUGGUGAAACCCCAUCUCUACUAAAAAAUACAAAAAUUAGUUGCAUGUGGUAGCACAGCCUGUAGUCCCAGCUACUCGGGAGGCUGAGGCAGGAGAAUUGCUUGAACCCAGGAGGCGGAGGUUGCAGUGAGGCAGGAUCACACCACUACACUCCAGCCUGGCGCCUGGUGACAGGGCGAGACUCCGUCUCAAAAAAAAAAAAAAUUACACCUAAUCUCUCGGCUUUCCCCCCCUUAAUUAAACUAAAAUAACAGCAUCUUCGUCAAGGUUACUAAGACAAACUGAAGUUUUAAUACAUUUUGCAUCUUUCAUCACCAUAAAUGCCAAGCUGUGCCAAUCACUGUCUUUACUGUAUAAUUCCCCUGAGUCUAGUAUAUGUUACUUGUGACACUCACUUCCCAUAACAACCAAGGAGACGUGGAGUAGAGAUGCAAUCUUGUGUACCUGUGUCUCUACCAUUCAGACCCUUCUUGCACAAUGGAGAUAGGCUGGUUUCCUGCAGCUGACUAACAUGGAGGCGCUCCAGCUGUGUCAGCCAUGACACAGUUGUUCUUGCUUCACUGAGUAAGCACCCAGAGCUCAAGCUGAGGCAGGCUGUUGCGUAGACGGGCUCAGAUCAUUUACCCUGGCUUCCCUCCCACUUGGCUCUGUGUCGUGGAGAAUUAGAAUCAUUUCCAUUCUUUCUCAGCUGUUCCAUUUUCUCUUGGCUGCUUUCCUCCUCCCAAGGGGAUUGUUUUCUCUCAACUGUCAAAAGAGUAAUACUUAAACAUUAAAAACAAGACUUCAGACUCAUGUGAAUCAAAUAGAUAACACAUCUGCCUGCGCUGAAUGUCUCUCUGUCAUGUUAUCUGCUCUUGUUAAGACCUUGUAGUGAAAGGGCAAUGGUUCAAGAUUACUAUUUUUUUUUUUGGACCAAGUCUUACUCUGUCACCCAGCAGGCUGGAGUGCAGUGGCAGGAUCUCAGCUCACUGCAACCUCGACCUCCUGGGUUCAAGCGAUUCUUCUGCCUCAGCCUCCCGAGUAGCUGGGACUACAGUGCACACCACCACACCUGGCUAAUUUUUUUAAAAAAAUAUUUUUAGUUGAGACAGGGUUUCAUCAUAGUGGCCAGGCUGGUCUCAAACUCCUGAUCUCAUGAUCCACCCGCCUCAGCCUCCCAAAGUGCUGGAAUUACAGGCAUGAGCCACUGUGCCCGGCCAAGAUUACUAUUUUAACAUCAUAUUGCAAUGAUGCCUCACCUUUUUCCUUCAUGUCAUGGAGUUUCAUGAUCCGAAUACUCCUAAGUAUAUCUGGACUGUCCUCAAAACACCCACUGCUUGGAUUCCCAGGUUCCUGUUUUCAAAACCUGCUUUUUGCCUCUAAAAUAAUUCUCAGAAUUUACCUCCUGUGUAGUUAAUCUAGUGGGAGAAUUUAUUCCGUCUUAACAUUCUUAUUGAUCGGUGCUAUAAUAGGUAUAAUGCUUAAUCACAGACACUGUCAGUACCUCUACCUGGUAGCUGUGGUAAAUCAGAGAAAACCGAGGUCACACACAAAGAAAGCAUAUGCAUUAGAGAACACAUCAUCAUGUGUCAGGUGAUACUGGAAGUGAAAUAUAUGGAUGUGAUAGACUGCCAAGAUUCUUGGCCGGGCACAGUGGCUCAUGACUAUAAUCCCAGUAUUUUGGGAGGCCACAGUGGGUGAAUAAACUGAGGUCAGGAGUUCGAGACCUGCCUGACCAAUUCAGAGAAACCCUGUCUCUACUAAAAAUACAAAAAUUAGCCAGGCAUAGUGGAGGAUGCCUGUAGUCCCAGCUACUCAGGAGGGUGAGGCAGGAGAAUCGCUUGAACCCGGGAGGCAGAGGUUGCAGUGAGCCAAGAUCUCACCAUUGCACUCCAACCUGGGCAACAAGAGUAAAACUUUGUCUAAAUAAAAGACUGCCAAGAUCCUUUCUAAUCUUUCAGUAAGCCCCUAGAAAAGAGUAGGCAUGGCCAGGCUCAUUGGCUCACGGUGAUCCCAGCACUUUGGAAGGCUGAGGCUGGAGGAUCACAAGGUCAAGAGUUUGAGACCAGCCUGGCCAACAUAGUGAAACCCUGUCUCUACUAAAAAUAAAAAAAGGCCAGGCGCAGUGGCUCAUAUCUGUAAUCCCAGAACUUUGGGAGACCGAGGCAGGCAGAUCACCUGAGGUCGGGAGUUCAACCAGCCUGACCAACAUGGAGAAAGCCGGUGUGUACAAAAAAUACAAAAUUAGCUGGGCAUGGUGGUGCAUGCGUCCAACUACUCAGGAGGCUGAGGCAGGAGAGUUGUUUGAACCUGAGAGGUGGAGGUUGUGGUGAGCCGAUAUCACGCCAUUUCACUCCAGCCUGGGCAACAAGAGUGAAACUCUGUCUCAAAAAAAUAAAGUAAAAUAAAAAUACAAUACAAAAAACAUUAGCCAGGAGUGGUGGUGGGUGCCUGUAAUCCUAGCUAUUCGGGAGGCUGAGGCAGGAGAAUCGCUUGAACCCUGAAGGCAGAGGUUACAGCGAGCUGUGAUCACUCCACUGCACACCAGCCCGGGUAACAGUGCAAGACUCCAUCUCAAAAUAAAAAUAAAAAAGAAAAGAAAUAGCAGGCAUUCAAUGCAUGAAUCAGUAGAGUGAGAGGAUUUUUUUGUUUGUUUGGUUUUUACCUUCCCCGGAAAUUAGAAAAAGAGCAAACUUAAAUUUGCUUAGUAGCGUUCACACUAAGCUCUUCUAGAGUUUCUUCCUUUCCUGUAUAAAGCCAGUACCUCAUGGUAGUUGUAUUUCAGACUUCAGACUACUCCUAGUUGCUAUAAUCAUAUGAUAGCCCACAUAUCUUUUUAUUCCUUCAUAUUCAUAUAAUAAUAGUAAUAGUAACUAUCACUUAUAUACUACAUAAAAUGAGCCAGGCACUCUUUCAAGUGCUUUACAUAUAUUAACUGAAUACUUACAGCAAUGCUUGCAGAAAAUACUACUACCCACAUUUACAGAUGAGGAAACUGAGGCACAAGUAACUUACCCAGGAUCUAACUAAUAAGUGAUAGAGCUGUGAUUCAAACAAACCCUGGCAUUCCGUCUCCAGAACUCAUGUGGGGCUUCAUUAUUUUAUUUUGAAACAGGGUCUCACUCUGUCACCUGGCCUGGAGUGCAGUGACACAGUCUUAGCUCACUGUGGCCUCUACCUUCUAGGCUCAAGUGGUCCUCCCACCUCAGCCUCCAGAGUAGCAGGGACCGCAGGCAUGCACCAUAACACUUAGCUAGUUUUUUAAUUUUCUGUAGAAACAAGGUCUCUCCCUAUUGUCCAGGCUGGUCUAAAACCCCUGUACUCAAGUAAUCUUCCUGCCUCAUCUUCCCAAAGUGCUAGGAUUGCAGGUGUGAGCCACCAUGCCCAGCCUGGGGUUUUUAAUUAUAAACAGACUUUGUUUUCUUUCGAUGUACAGUUCUAUCACAUAUAUAUAUUUGUUUAAUGACCACCAUAAUCACAAUAUAGAACAGCUCCAGCCAGGCACCUUGGCUCACGCCUGUAAUCCCAGCAUUUUGGCAAACUGAGGCAGAUGGAUCACAAGGUCAGGAGUUCAAGACCGACCUGGCCAAGAUGGUGAAACCCCGUCUCUACUAAAAAUGCAAAAAUUAGCUGGGUGUGGUGGCAGGCACCUGUAAUUCCAGCUACUAGGGAGGCUGAGGCAGGAGAAUUGCUUGAACUUGGGUGGUGGAGGUUGCAGUGAGCUGAGAUUGUACCACUGCACUCCAGCCUGGGUGACAGAGCGAGACUCCAUCUCAAAAAAAAAAAAGAACAGUUCCAUCAGUAUCCAUGUCUUUAACCACUGCACAAUAAUUCCUCUAUAUACUAAAACCCAUCAUCAAGUCUAAAGGUGAGACUGUUUCAACCUUAGGAAGGAAACCUGCUUUGAAGACCUUCAAAGGUAAUACAAUUCUCUUGAGAAUUCUGGGCAACUACCAGUUAAUCUCCUUAUGGCUUCCUUUGAAUUCACCAUAUACAACUCCUCCCUGAGCUUAUGUCUCAGAGCAGGUGUGUGUGUGUGUGUGUGUGUGUGUGUGUAAAGUGCAGUGCCCUUGCUGUCUUCAGCACUGCUGCCCAAAACAGGUGUCCCCUGAUUUCCAUGCUCUCUCGCCACCACAGAUGGCUUUUUUUUUUUUUUUUUGAGAUGGAGUUUCGCUGUUGUUACCCAGACUGGAGUGCAGUGGCACAAUCUUGGCUCACCACAACCUCCGCCUCCUGGGUUCAAGCAGUUCUCCUGCUUCAGCCUCCCGAGUAGCUGGGACCACAGGAGCACACCACCAUGCCCAGCUAAUUUUUGUAUUUUUAGUAGAGACAGGCUUUCACCUUGUUGACCAGGAGGGUCUCGACCUCUUGACCUCGUGAUCCACCCGCCUCGGACUCCCAAAGUGCUGGGAUUACAGGCGUGAGCCACCGCGCCCGGCCUCAGAUGGCUUUAAGUGGACUGUGCUUCCCUGGCUGGCUGGAAAUCUUUCACAUUGCUGGUGAGCUUGCCAAGUACCACGGACAGAUCACAGCAUGCAUGGAGAUCCAGACCCACGAUUCUGAUUGAGAAAACAGUAAAUUAGAUACACAGGAAAUUUGGAAAUCAAACAUCCAAAAAUUCCACUAAACUAUCAUAGAAAAGAGACUGUAAUUUUUCAUCCUAGUCCUACUCAUGAGAUUAGAACUGGUGAUCCCUAUAUACCUGCAAAUCAAAAAGCGUCAAAAACCAACCUGUUAAUUUGGCCCUGAACUUGUUUAAAUGUCCCGCCUUUCCUAUGUGUGUAGCGCUAAGUCCAGUUUCCUGUUUCUUGCUACAUCUGACUUCCACUAAACAGGAGUUUAGUGGGUUGCCCUAACUACUGGGUUGGCCAAUUAAAAGCUUUCUAUUAUUGCAAGUUUUUCUCGGUAUUUAGCAUUUGACCUAAAUAGAUGUAUCUUUUUUUCCCUGUCUUUGACUUUAAACUAUGAUGAGGCCAGACGCAGUGGCUUAUGACUGUAAUCCCAGCACUUUGGGAGGCCGAGGUGCGCAGAUCACCUGAGGUCGGGAGUUUCAACAGAGAGAAACCCCAUCUCUACUAAUAAUACAAAAUUAGCCAGGCAUGGUGGCACAUGCCUGUAAUCCCAGCUACUCGAGAGGCUGAGGCAGGAGAAUCCCUUUAACCCAGGAGGCAGAGGUUGCUGUGAGCCAAGAUAGUGCCAUUGCCCUCCAGCCUGGGCAACAAGAGGAAAUUCUGUCUUAAAAAAACUAUGGUGAAAUACUCCACAGGAAGGCAAAUUAGAGAAAAUGGGGCUGCUUUCCUUUAAAAUACCAGAUAAAAGAUGUAUUUUACUGAAACACUAGCUUUUUCAUUAGAAAAAUAAAGCUUUAUGUAAAGCUAAUUCUGAGAAAUGUGUUAAAAAUUUUCAGUAUGGGAACUUGGACAAGAGACUGUUCAACAAAGGAGAACAAUGUGUAACUGUCCCAUUUACCCACUAACUCCCCCGUUGGGCAGGGAGCAAGUCACUUCUAGGUACAGUUGCUCAUUUGUUCAUUGAAAAUGCUUCUUUUUUAUUAACUAGGUUUGAGGACAUGAUUAGGUUUGUAUCCAUAUCUAUUGCUGAGUAACAAACCACCCUGAAACUUGGUGACUUGAACCAAGUGAUUAUCUGCUCUCAUUCUUUAGUUUGGCUAUUGAAUCCAGGCUCCGCACAGUGGUACUUCUGCUCUAUGGCAACAUACAUUUGCACACAGCAUGCAGCCAGGCUGACCUCAUCCACAGGAGUUUCAGCUGAGACGGGUGUAACGGCCGAGCAAGUGAGGCAUUUUCCAUUAAUCACUAUCUCUUCCUAGGGUCUCAUACUCAAGUAAGCCAGUUUGAGCUUGUUCACAAGGUGACAGUGUUCACAAAAAGCCUGAGAGCUGGUAAAGCCUCCGGAGGCUGAAGCUCAAAGUCACACAAUGCCAUCUCUGCUGCAUUUAUUGGUCAAAGCAAGUCACAAUGGCAGCACAGAUUCAAACAUGUACUGGAAUUUGUGGCAAUUUUAAUCCAUCAUAAGCUUUCAGGGUUGAUGACCCUGAGGAAAAUACAGUAUAAUGUGCUAUCUAAUUGACCUAUAGAAAGUGAAUCUGUCUGGGUGAGGUGGCUCACGCCUGUAAUCCCAGCACUUCUGGAGGCCAAGGUGGGCAGAACACGAGGUCAAGAGAUCAAGACCAUCGUGGCCAACAGGGUGAAACCGUCUCUACUAAAAAUACAAAAAUUGGCUGGGCGCGGUGGCUCACACCUAUAAUCCCUGCACUUUGGGAGGCCGAGGCAGGUGGAUCACGAGGUCAAGAGAUCAAGACCAUCCUGGUCAACAAGGUGAAACCCCGCCUCUACCAAAAAUACAAAAAUAAGCUGGGCAUGGUGGUGCGCGCCUGUAGUCCCAGCUACUCGGGAGACUGAGGCAGGAGAAUUGCUUGAAUUCAGAAGGCGGAGGUUGCAGUGAGCCGAGAUCAUGCCAUUGCACUCCAGUCUGGGUAACAACAGCGAAACUCCAUCUCAAAAAAAUAAAUAAAUAAAAAUA